AUGGCAAAUGAACAACGGACUACUCCCACAAUGCACCGGGGCAGCCACCGAGGGAGGAGGGGGGGUAGAGCGGGCGGGGGAGGAAGAGGGAAAGAGAGCGGGAGGCCGAACAGCUGCCAGGCGUGGAGUGCUCUCUGCAAAUCUUUCCAGGUGACCAUGUCUCCACGUGCCAGGCAAUCCCCAGUAUGGAGCAAUGGCGAGGUGCUGGACCUCAUCAGUGUUUGGGGAGAGGAAGCUGUCCAGUCCCAGCUGCGCUCCAGCCACAGGAAUUAUGAUAUCUUCAGGCAGAUAUCAAGGGCCAUGCUGGAAAGGGGCCAUGACCAGGACGCACUGCAGUGCAGGGUUAAAGUGAAGGAGCUGCGGAAUGCAAACAGCCACUCCAGUGCUGCCGCCGCGACCUGCCAUUUUUACAAAGAGCUGGACGCAAUACUUGGGGGCGAUCCCACCUCCAUGCCAAGUACCACCAUGAACACCUCAGAGGCCAGUGCAGCAAGGCAGGAGGAGCAGCAAAGCGGGAGCGAGGGUGCUCCGGCAGAGGAAGACACCCCGGAAUCCCUAGAUGCAUGCAGCCAGGAGCUGUCCUCAAGCCAGGAGGAAGGUAGCCAGUCACGGUGGCCAGUGCUUGGGGAAGGACAAACAGCAGAGGAGGUUCCUGAUGCAACCUUGAGAUCUCAGCCGUCCAUGUUAUCAACGGCCGAGAGGCUGCAAAGAAUAAGGAAGAAGCCACGUAGAAGCAAAGAGGACAUGCUGCAUGAGGUCAUACAGCAUUCAACUAAUGAAAAUAAAAACGUGCAGGAGUGGCAGGAGAGUGAAAGGAGGGUCUGCCAGCAGAAUGCGGAUUGCCAGCACCAAAGCACAGAGUGGCUGAUAAGCAUCAUGGAGCGCCAAGCAGACUCGAUCCAGGUGCUCGUAGCCAUGCAGGCAGAGCACUACCGCGCCCGCCCCCCCCCGGCAGCACUUGUCCCGAAACUGUUUCCCUUGUGCCACCAUGUCACUUCCAAAACACUUUCCCCAACAUCCAGGUUCUUACCGCCACCUGCUGCCUCCAACACCUGUUGCUUCACCACCCAGCCCGGAAAAAUACGACCCUUACCCACUGCACUCAACCCCCAUCACCAUGCAGUACAGCCACCCUGAAAUGCAGCACGCAUUGCACAGAACUCCAGACAGGACAUACGCAAAUCUCUGAUUGUACCGUUCCCCACCCCAUCCUCUUGCCCUUUGUGUUUCCCAAGCAGUUGUGUUGUGUUUCUUUUCAAUAAAUUGAUUUUUUGGCUU
This is a messenger RNA of Caretta caretta (loggerhead turtle), 1278 nucleotides long. NCBI's taxonomy places the organism in Eukaryota, Metazoa, Chordata, Testudines, Cheloniidae. The record is from RefSeq and is a predicted model, not a curated record.